Gongylonema pulchrum is the source of this 786-nucleotide messenger RNA. Lineage: Eukaryota; Metazoa; Nematoda; Chromadorea; Rhabditida; Gongylonematidae. The record is from the annotation of a GenBank genome assembly.
AUGCCAAUGAAGAUAUUUGUAUGUCGCUGUAAGGGUAUGGCAUGUGAUGCUAAUCUGGAGAAAAAAAUUGAGAAACUCGCAGAAGAACAUGUUUGUCCAAUUCUUUUUGAUAUUAUAACUGCUUCUGCUGCUCCACUCAAGCUACUCAUUCUUACUGUUUCUUUUAUUAACAUUAUAAAGCCCCUUUCAAAUAUUACAAGCUGCGUAGAAUAUGAAUCACCAACAAUGAUUCUAAAUGGAUCGGAAACUGUAUAUGUUAAGCAUACAUCAUAUUGCUACACCGAAAUGCGCUUGGAAUUCUGGAAAAACGGUGACGUGAAAUACAAUGUGAAGGGUGGUGCUGCUACACGAGCAAUGGUCGAUGAAAAUCGCUUAUAUUUGGAUCAUAUCGCAUAUGCUGCGUAUGACUUAGCUGGGCGAGCUGAUAUGCCAGCAUGCAUACAUUUCCGGGGCGAUCCAGAAUCCGAAAUCAGCAAGUCACGAGCGAUCUGUUUUUGUCGCUGGUUCAAGCAUCGUUCGGAACCAUGCAAUGAACAGCAGGAGGAAAGGGCGAAGGCAAUGGCAUUGCUAUUUCACGAGGAAAACUUUCAUCGACUCCAUCUUACUCACAGCAGUGCAUUGGAGUUUUUUAUGGACAAAAUGGAAGAUCUGUGGUGUCAUUACAGGAGAAUGUUUGCGACCAUUAAGAUCAAUUACAAAAGAAGGAAAAUGGAAUCACGAGGCGGAUGUGCCGAGCGAGCGAGAAGUACAUUGGACAAAUCAAUAUCCAAAAUGAAAGGUAUUUGA